GGGGGAAUCCAACUAUUUUGUUGGGAAGCCGCCUGCAGCCAAAAUCUCGCUAAUAUUUCAGUUAAAUUAAGAUGACGUUUAAGCUGAUAUUUAAGGCGCAGUCUUGCCAUUGUAUGCCCAUGAUGGAGCGCAGACAUAAUUUUUUUGAAAUAUAAAAUUGGAAUACUUUAAUCGAUUCACUCAAUUAUUAAAAUAAAAGUUGUCAUCAAGUCCGAAUCUCAAGAAGGAAAGCAGUUUUUCACGUGAAUACGCAGUCUCCGGUGCGACAUAAAGUAGCCUACUUAGACACACACAUUCAAUGGAUUUAUACAGUGCUUUUUUUGUAAAUAAAUAGGUGCCGGUAUCCAGUGAAGAAUUGCCUAUUUUUUAACUAUUAAUAAAUGAAUAAUAAACUUUAAAAUACUAGAAAAGUAAUUUUUUUUCCCACAUUGAAAAAGGUGCCGGUACGCCAUACCGGUGCGUACAGUCCCAAAAUAAAAGCAAUGGAUUUAUAAUAGGCUACCAUAAUUAAAAAGCAACUACUAGAUCUAGAUCUACUCUAGAUCCUAGUUGUUAACAAGUCCAGAACAAUGGCAACUUGUUCUAAUGAUGUACCAGAAUUGCUUGUGGAUUAUGAAUCUCCUAUUUGGGAAGACUUUGAAAAUAUUGAAAUAGAUUCAAUGUUUGAUUUACCAGAAAAUGAUGAGCAAGUAGAUGAUUCAAAGGUAGAAAGCUCAACAAAAACUAAUCCAGCUGCAUUCUGUAAGUUAUCUAUGGAGAUGCAGAGAAAAGCAUGCACAAAAAUAAUGGAAGAUAAAUGUUUUCCAGAAAGUAGCCACUUAUUGGUUGCAACGCUUCAAGAUAACUUACUGUUGCAUGAAAAAUUGAGAUUUCUGGACUCCUGUUUAGUGCCAAAAGGAAGAUCACUUCAGGUUGCCAAAGACAAAGCUUGGUCUAAUUUCAACAACUUAUAUACAUUAAAUGCUAUACACAUUUAUACAUUCAUUCAACCACAAGGUUUGGCUUUCAUUUUUUGCUUGAAACUUUUUGAAAUUUUAGUAGAGAACUAUUAUUGUGAGCCCCAAACAAAAAAGGAAGGUCAAAAAAGUGUGGAAAUUAAAUACCAAGAUAAAGAUAUUUUGGAUUAUAUAGGAGGGUGCAUACUAUUUAAAAUAAAAAACCAGGUUGGCAGGCUGAAUGAAACUGAUGUCAAAAAACACAUUAAAUUAAAUAUAAUAAAUGUACUUGUUGAAAAUGAUUCAGAAAAGAGUGAAAGUUGUUCCCUCACAAAUGUUCUUAAUAGAGGUAGCCUUAUUCACAUUAGAUCUGAUCUAAGUACUUUUUUUGUAAAAAUAGAAUCAAUAUUUAGAAUUAUUUUCCCCAACCCUGUUGAAUCAUUUUUCAGUUUAGAAAGCUUUAUAAAAAGGUGUUUAGACACUAAUGAUAUUGUAAAAUGCUUUUUUGAUUCCUGCAACCAUUCACUUGCUGAACAUUCAGAAAAAAUGUUUAUUUUAAAAUUAAUUUUAAAACUUUUCUUCAAGAUUAGAGUUCACAGAAAGUGCAAAUUGUUUUUAGAGAAAUAUAGAAAACAAAAACAAAUAUCAUCCAAAGAAAAGGGUUUGAGAAAAAAGCUAAAACAAGUGAAAAAAUAAGAAACCAGAAUGAUUCAACAUGUUUUUUCAUACUUUUAUCCUGAUGCUAGAGAUCUAAACUAUUGAGCUAUUAAAUGUAUAAAUCAAGAUAUAACAAUUUAAAUGUUCACUCUGAUAUUGUGAUUUUUAAUUUAUUAUCAAACUAAGUUAAUUUUCAUUGUUCAGUGUGUAAAAACUAAGGUCUAAAUGGUGGAUAAUGGCUGUGUCUGCAUGUAAUGUAUAAAAAUAUACAUAUCACAAGUGGUAUGCCAU
Messenger RNA from Biomphalaria glabrata, 1883 nucleotides. RefSeq lists its product as uncharacterized. NCBI's taxonomy places the organism in Eukaryota, Metazoa, Mollusca, Gastropoda, Planorbidae. The coding region runs from base 570 to 1631 and encodes 353 amino acids. The record is from RefSeq and is a predicted model, not a curated record. The transcript has 5 exons.